AUGCGCGUCAACAAGCAAGGACGCACAUCGCACAUCAAGUGCCCCCGCAGCCUUGCACAAGCACGCCAGACGCUCCAGUGCAUCAUCAAGGUGCUCUACAAGCGCAUGUUCGACAAGAUUGUGGCAAAGAUCAACGAAGUCUCCAACGCGAAGUUUCAUCCGGAGGUCUCGUACAACAGCAUUGGGACCCUGGACAUCUACGGCUUCGAGCGGCUGGAGCUCAACAGCUUCGAACAGAUGUGCAUCAACCUGGCGAACGAACGCUUGCAGCAGUUCUUCGUGGAGGAGGUCCUCCAGGCGGAGCAGCGGAUGUACGAGGAGGAGCGGCUGACGGUACUGGAGAUGGACCUGCCAGACUCCACUCCCGUGGUUCUGAGCGUCCAGAACGUCAUGAAGCUGCUGGACGAGCACAGCCUGCGGGCCAUCAAGAAUCUCGUGCGCACGGGUCCGAAGGACGACAAGGAUGCCAAGUUCUGCGAACAG
Symbiodinium necroappetens is the source of this 483-nucleotide messenger RNA. NCBI's taxonomy places the organism in Eukaryota, Dinophyceae, Suessiales, Symbiodiniaceae. The record is from the annotation of a GenBank genome assembly.